UGUUCACCAUCAUGGCGGCGUCAUUACAAAAAUAUGAGCUAGUUUUCGGCGAUUGAGAAACUCCAGCAGCGUAAACAAACACAAAUGAGAACAUGUACAGUGAUAAGAAACCAUCUAUGGAGGACACAUGGAGACCAGCUGAACUGAAAAGACACAUAGGGGGUGAAAGGCCAGGAGGUGAAAAUGUCAGGAGGAGAAACGACAAUGAGAGAAAGCCCCGUGGUGGGGAAUCUGUGGAGAGACGCCGCAGGGACCCAGAGAAGGAGUCCAGACGAGAGAGGGACGAGCAGAAAGAGAGGGGAAGUACAAAAGAGAGAAGACACGAUGAAGGAAAAGAUGUAUAUGCCAAGCCAAAAGAGGACUCACGGGACAGGAGAAGUGAUAAGGUCAGGGAUAGAAGAGACGAGAGGGACAAGGAGAGGAGGAAGGAACGAGACAGGCCAGUAGAUGAUUUGAGAAAGAGGGACAGAGAGGACAAGCAUGAGAGAGAUAGAGACAAGGAAAGGCACAGAGAUAAGGAGAAAGACAGGGUAAGGGACAGAGAGAGACAAGAUGGAGAGGAGAGGGACAAAAGGAAGGAAGAGAGAGACAAGGAAAGAAGGAGGGAGGAGAGAGACAAGGAUCGAAGUAGGGUAGAACAGGAUAGAGAGCACCGGAGCGAAAGGGAGAAAAGGAGACAUGAGGAGAGUGGAGAUGGAGGAAGAGAUCGGGUGGAAAAGUAUGACAGGGAACAGAGAGAGCGGCAUCGGGGGAGAGAGCGACCCAAAGACGAACGUGAAAAAGAAAGACACGGAGACAGGAAGCAUGCAGAACAAAAAGGGGAGAGAGAGCAUAGAGAGGAACAUAAGAGACAUAAAGAGGACAGAGAAAGAAGACACAAAGAGAGAGGACAUGAUGACCAAAGGCAGAAGCAUGACGCUGAAUCCAGACAGCACAGAGACUCAAAAAGGCCAGGUGAAGAGAAAAGGCAUCAUCGUGGAGACAGGGAACAACAACAACAACAAGAACGGGAAAAACAAAAAGAAAGGCGACACAGAGAGGAAGACGAUGUGGAAAAAAAACACAGGGAGCGACGACGCAGGGAGGAGGAGGAGGACGACGACGACGACGAUGCGCGCAGAAUUCACAAAGAAAGAAGCACCUCUAAGAAAGAAACCUCUGAGAAAAGUCAAAGGCAUGACACUAAUACAGAAAAAACAGAGGAUUUUGAGAUUGAUUCUGAGCACCAAACAUCUAUUGUGAAAGAUGUAGGAGACACAGAAGAACCUGAUGUCAAUGAUGAAGAUUUGGCUGACCAGGAGUAUGAAGACGAUUUUGAGAAAGUGGAUUAUGAGGAAGAUUUUGAGGACAUUGAUCCGAGUGAAGGUGAGGACGAGAAAGAGCCGGAGUUUCCACAAGUGGAAGAAGGAGAAGAAAAAGACGAGCUAACGACACAAAAGAGAAAAGAGAUCGAAGCGAUUCAGAGAGCAAUGAACGAAGAGAAUGAGAGAGUUGGAACAGGUCAGUCCGGUCACGGUACGAAGAGAGGAGAGGAAGAUGCUCCUAAAUUGUCUAAAGGGUCUGAAAGGAACCAGAGUCAAGCCUCUCAGCGUGGGAGGUUUAUUGACUUUGUCGCUGCAAAACAACGUGAAGUCAGCAAGAAAGUUGCGACAAAACAGAAAAAACGCAGCACAGAGCUGCUUCGACUGAUUGAUCUGGACUUCUCCAUGACCGCCUCCCUGUUGGAUCUCCCUCCCGUGAACGAAUAUGACAUGUAUAUUAGGACGUUUGGAAACGCAAACACCAAACAGGCCUAUGUGCAGUGUAAUGAGGACAACGCAGAUCGAGACAUUCAGACGGAGGAGAUAGAGGUGUGUGAGAAGUGGACGCAGCAUCCUCCGGAGUAUAGCGGAUCCUGUGGCGAUCCAAACCUUUCUCAGGAAGCAAGGGACAAAAACAUGAAUGAGAUUAACUUUGAUUCCCAGCGUCUGGCAGCGUUUUUGCACUCAGCCUCACAGGUCAUGGUUGUCCUACUAGAAGAGAAUCAAGCUGAGAGGAAAUCCCUGAGGAAGCUGAGGAAUCAAACGGAUGCGCUUUCUUUCAGCGAUGGAAGUGCACAGCUCAACACGCAGUUGUCUUUUCUUUAUGGUCGGCAUAUCAGCCUGGUGCAUUUCUCUCAAGUCCAGAGCCACACCAUGAUGUCCGUCCACACGCCUACAACUACGCCGAGCGCUGUGCGUCUCGACAGCUGCACGAUCAUCUGCAUCUGGAACAUUUGGGAGCCAUCUCGGCCUCAGAGGAUCCUGGUCUAUGAAUCUGAGGUUCAGUGUUGCUGUUUCAGUCCUGGAAAGGCCACAUUGGUCUUUGCAGGUACAUCAGUUGGCUCUGUGGUUUUGUGGGACCUGAGGGAACACGCCGCUAACCACUACUGCCUGAAGAUAGGGCAAGACGAAUGGACCUUCAGACAACCCACCUUCUCCACUGAUGCAGUGAUGGCCAGCUCGGGACAUUUGUCAUCUGUGUCGUCUGUAGAAGUCGUCCCCUCCACUGCAGCGGGGGGGCUGAGGCCAGAGAUCCCACUGUUGGCAUCUGAGGAAGAGUCGUCAGGAUUGUCAUUCCAGUUGGCUUCUCUGGAUGAAACAGGGGUUUUGAAUUUCUGGGUGGUAGUGGAACUCCCAAAAGCGAGUGAGGCAGGAUCAUUAACAGACCUGGGACUCAGGCCUGGGGGCAAAGUAAAGUUGCUUCACAGCUCCACCCUCCACACUGCUGAGAGGGUUUCAUCAAGAGAUGCAGUGAAAAUUGGGGCAUUACAGAGUCUUCAUUUAAAGUUUCUUCCCUCUGACUCCAAUCAUUUUUUUAUCGGCACAAAUAUGGGUCUCGUGCGACAUGGAACAAGUCACAGUUUGAAGGUGCCGCCAAAGUUUUACAGGUUUCAGGAGGCUGGACUCCGACCUGUGGAUGUCAGCUCCAUCCACUUUUCCCCCUUCAGACCAAAUCUGUUUUUGGUGGGUUGUGGGGACGGCUGCAUCAGGCUGCAUGUUGUCAGCCGGGAGCAGCCUGUGGCCGAGUGGAGCCACAGCACAGCGGGUGAACGUGUGGUUUCACUGCAGUGGGCUCAGACCAGGCCGACAGUCUUCUGUGUGCUCGACGCAGGCUCUAACCUCCACAUAUGGGACCUGCUGAAAAACGACACAAAGCCUGUGAUCACCGAGAGGAUUUCUGCAGACAGGGUGACGGCCAUAACUGUGUUCGGAGACUCAGGAAAACAAAACACAUAUUCAGGAAUCGCUCUUGUACACGAGUCGGGAAGUAUAGAGAUGCAUUAUUUCACCAGAGAUUUUACUGUGUCCUCGUGUGUAGAGGAGGAGAAGCUGGAGAGUAUGAUGACGGAAGCUCUCUGAAGACCUGCCUCUCACACUCCUGAACAGCCUAAAGAUCAAAUUAUAUUAUGUUAGUGUCACUUAAGUUUAGGACAUGUCAUGUUGUUACCUUUGAUUUUUCACAUUAGCAUUUAAAUGAAUGUGACUUAACACCAAAGAUCUUCCACAAUGCUUUUAGUGUCCUUCAUGUAAACAUGAUAUGAAGUAUAGAAUGUAAAUCUUGUUGUUGAUGUAAAUAUAAAUACCUUUUGACUAAUAUGAACUAUUUGUAUGGUGGUAACACAUUUUAAUAUUUGUACAAUAAACCGAGAUUAUAUUGUA
This is a messenger RNA of Solea senegalensis (Senegalese sole), 3680 nucleotides long. RefSeq names its product dynein 2 intermediate chain 1 (gene dync2i1). NCBI's taxonomy places the organism in Eukaryota, Metazoa, Chordata, Actinopteri, Pleuronectiformes, Soleidae. The record is from RefSeq and is a predicted model, not a curated record. Gene Ontology annotation, molecular function: dynein heavy chain binding; dynein light chain binding. The transcript is spliced from 24 exons. Bases 93 to 3380 code for a protein of 1095 amino acids. Gene Ontology annotation, cellular component: cytoplasmic dynein complex. Gene Ontology annotation, biological process: intraciliary transport.